AUGGAGCAACCGCUCUAUAAUGAGUAUGCUGCACAGCUGGCAUAUACUGAGGACAGGCAGCUGACUGCGCAGUAUGAGACGGAGGUGCAUUUCCAGAAAUGCUACGGGGUCAUGGAUGAGCUCUAUGAAGCUCACGACUAUCUCAGGAGCCUGGUGCCGGGCUUCAAGUUUUUGGACCUGGGCUGUGCGCCAGGCGGCUUUAGCUCCUAUCUCUUGGAAGAUCCCAGGUGUGCCAUGGGCUUCGGGGUUACUUUGCCCUCCACGCUGGGAGGCUUUCCAAUGCGCUUGCGCUCUUCCAACUUCCUUUUGCAGCAGGGAGACCUCUUUGAGCUGGGCCCAGGCGAUCUCAUUUGCAAGGAGGUGCAUAUUUGUAUUUGCGAUGCUCAGUACAUGCGAAACGAGGUGGCCUGGGAUGAGAAGUACACCGGGGUCCGGUGCCGUUCGAAGCAACAUGGCGUUUGGGCCUUGCUGAUGAAGCAGUUCUGGUUGGGCCUCACGAGGCUCUUGCCCGGCGGCCUGCUGAUCUUCCGCUUCGGAUGGCGUGAUGGGCCACCCGAAGAUCUGGCGACAGUGUGGUACAAGAAGUGCACCUUGAGACUUUUCGCCUUGUUAAAGGAUCUCUUCGCGCAAGUCAAGGAGGUGAAGUCCGAUCAUUUCAACUCGCUUCAUAGCUCCUUCUACGUGUGCUGCUUCGGCUUCAACCGGAAGCGCUUCGAGGACCGAGGGGUGGCGAAGCUUUUGGGCCACACCUUCAAUUACUUGGUCACCACACGGAUCAGCGACGCCAACCAGCUGGAGAUCUUACCCCAGGUGGACAGUAUCCGCAGCACGGCGUUGGACGAGCACUUCAGCAAGAUGCUCGAUCGGAUGGAAAAGCUUCGGGUGGUGCACGAGCAAAGUCAGAGCCCGAUUGCUGGGACGGAGCAUGACAACUUGGCAGAAAUCCGAGAGUUGCGGAAAGAGCUCAAGACUCGUCGGGCUGAAGCGGCCACCAGGUGA
Molecule: messenger RNA, 999 nt
Organism: Durusdinium trenchii
Lineage: Eukaryota; Dinophyceae; Suessiales; Symbiodiniaceae
Source: the annotation of a GenBank genome assembly